AUGUCCAUCUUGCACUCGGAAACAAGCGCAGACGACUACCUCGAACGGCGUCCCAUUCUAUAUGAUGUUUCGAACAACCACAUACGCCGCGACCUUUGCAACGCCAUCAAGCAAUGUGUCCAGUUUGCUGAGAGCGUCGACUUCAAAUGCUGCCGUGGUUGCAGCCUCAGUCACUUCCGUGGGUUCUCGGUGCGAUCCUUCGAAGAUGCCCUCGAAGCUGCGUGCCGCAGGAAGCGGGAGCAAAAGGAUCGGGAGGAGCAGCGUCGGUUGCUUGAUGUUGAAGCUGCCGCCGCGGACCGCAGGAAGCGCGAGCAAGACACUCAAGAGGCUGAGGAGCGUCGGUUGCGUGAUAUUGUAGCCGCCGCCAUGGACCGCUGGAAGCGCGAGGAAGAGACUCAAGAGGCUGAGCAGCGUCAGUUGCAUGAUAUUGAAGCUGCCGCCGCGGACCACAGGAAGCGCGAGCAAGAGACUCAAGAGGCUGAGCAGCGUCGGUUGCUUGAUAUUGAAGCUGCCGCCGCGGACCGCAGGAAGCGGGAGGAAGAAGCCGAGGCAGAUGAGCCGCGGUUGCUGGCUUUGUUCUCGGAUCUGAUGGAAUUUCUGAUCGAGCGCGUUGUGAAGGACGUCAUUGAGCCCCGUCAUGCAGCCGCUGCCCAGAUACAGGGCAACAAGUCUGACGCCGAGAACGUCGACGGAGAGGAGCAUCAUGAGAAGCCGAUGCCAAACAACUUGGAGGAAUGGAUAGAAAAGGUUAAGAAAGGUACCGAUGAUGGGGGUUCGGGCUGA
Colletotrichum karsti is the source of this 783-nucleotide messenger RNA. RefSeq lists its product as uncharacterized. The record is from RefSeq and is a predicted model, not a curated record. The coding region runs from base 1 to 783 and encodes 260 amino acids. The transcript has a single exon. NCBI's taxonomy places the organism in Eukaryota, Fungi, Ascomycota, Sordariomycetes, Glomerellales, Glomerellaceae.